CGUGGGUGUAUCCAUUAACCUCUCAUAUAACCGAUCCGCCAUUACGAUCGUGAAAAAUAAGGGACGUGCAUAAUCAAAACACAAGUUUGAUCUUUCUUAAAAGCUGUGGACUGCUUCGCUGUAUCCUAAUUUAAGAAUGCCUAGAAUAUUUAUUCAUACAAACUUGAAAGAUUCAGAUUUACAAGAUGACUUUGAAGACAAAGUAGCACAGAAAAUUAGUGAGGUUCUUGAAUAUCCGUUAGAGUUGGUGUAUAUAAAUGUCUCAACAGGUAACAGGAUGAUAAAUAAUGGAAGGAAAACACCUAUGAUGUUUGUAGAUAUAGAAUCAGUGAACCGGUUUAAUGAAAAAGUCAACGAUGAUUACACAAAAGUCUUUAUUCCAUUUUUUGCUUCAUUACUGAGCAUGCCAACUAAUAGAAUUGUUGUAAAAUAUUAUGAUGCAAAUAUUGCCGAUUUUGGAGUCGUCAGACAAGCGCCAGAAUUCAAACAUGCUGAAUAUUAUUUAGCAUUGAAGGAAUAAUUAUUCCUAUGACAUGUCUCAAUGAUUUUAUUUCCAAUUUUUUACAGGAUUUUCUUAAUAUACUUGAACAUUAAUUUUGCUUUUCUAUAGUAUAGAAGUUCCCAGUAAAUUGAGAAUUACUGUAAUAUAUCGAUCAAUAGAAGAAAGCAAUAAAUAGAUACAAACAUUAA
Molecule: messenger RNA, 690 nt
Organism: Mytilus californianus (California mussel)
Lineage: Eukaryota; Metazoa; Mollusca; Bivalvia; Mytilida; Mytilidae
Product: macrophage migration inhibitory factor-like
Exons: 4
Coding region: 137-520 (127 amino acids)
Molecular function (GO): phenylpyruvate tautomerase activity
Source: RefSeq, a predicted model, not a curated record